Messenger RNA from Pochonia chlamydosporia 170, 3348 nucleotides. Its product is annotated as lipase. Bases 1 to 3348 code for a protein of 1115 amino acids. The transcript has a single exon. Gene Ontology annotation, biological process: lipid metabolic process. The record is from RefSeq and is a predicted model, not a curated record. Lineage: Eukaryota; Fungi; Ascomycota; Sordariomycetes; Hypocreales; Clavicipitaceae.
AUGUCCAAAGGCAAGCCUCGUGAUAUCGAGGCCUCUGCCGGCCCAACCUACCACUCUCCGGGUCCUACCCUUCUACCCGGCCCUAUAGCCCAGGCCGUCAGCUUGGCUACACGAUCAACAUCCCUUGCUAUUCGCGUAGGAUCUUUCGUCGGCUGCUACAGUCUCGAUGCUGCCAGAUUUACAACCCUGUCAAGCCUAGGAUUGGCUCGAGGUCUGGUAGAGACAGUCCUGAGUAGAGCCGCCCGGGAUACGAUAUCACUGUCUGCUUCGGAUUUGGGCGUCGACGAAACUGAAACCAUCCUGGAGCGCAGUUUAGAAAGUCUGCACUUUGCCGUCACCCAAAUCGUGUUUUGGACAUCUGCCAGCUUUCGACUAACAGGGACAACAAUAUCAACCGCCUCCGAGGCAUCACAACUUCUGUUAGGAAGUCUCGACAAGCUGUUUGGCUCCACCGAUUCAUCUCGGGCUGUCGCGAGCAUCAUUACUCUUGUUCGAAGGGAAUUCAACAAUCCAGCAACUGGAGUCGGGGGUGAGAAGGUUGGAGUUUCAGACUUGGUAGUGGCCCUCAGCGCUUUGGCCUACUUGCAACAAGCUUCUCGACGAUCAGCAUCUGAAGAGGCCCGGCGACAGGCAUAUGAGGAGGUGAUUUGGGAUGUAGUCGUUCUCAGCGACGGUGAGCGUAUUGACGUGCGCGGCGACGACGACCCCGAACGCCAAUUUACCUCAGGGAGCUACGGUGCUGAUGACCUUGGGAUACGAUAUGGAGCUGGUGAUGAUGACGAGGCUGUCAUGGACCGACUCAAGAGCCAUAUUACCGCUAAUCUUGACCCUGGCACGUCAGUAUCGAUAUCGAACUCUGUAUCUUCAGUUCAGACAAUUACUGUUGACGUCAAAGGGCCGCAAAUGCUGUCACUGCCCACUCCCCCUGGCGCGGAGAUUGUCGAGACUCGGGGGAAUGCAGCUCCAGGGAAUCGUCGAUCGUGGGGGUUCGGCCAGGAAAACGACACAUCUUACACAGUUGUCUACAGAAUUCAAAGAGACAAACUCCGAUCGGCCAUGUUUCGUGGCGAGGAGGAGGAAUCUGGCCCUUCUGUCGUUGAGGUGACAGAUGACGACCCUGCUCUGAAGACUGAACCAAUCUUGAAACUGGAACCGGCACCCAAGUCUCUCAAAAACACAACCACCUCCAAAGGAAAGGAAUUUAAACGUCCAGCCUCGACCCCUUCAAGUACCGUAACUUCUCCACGUACCGCAAGCCACCUAGAUGUUCCCUUAGAAGCAACGAAACCUCGACGCCCGUCUCAAACGCUGGACCUGGAAACAUCAGCAAACCAAAAGAAACAACGAUCGCCACCAAUGGAACCUCCACCCCGUACCUCUUCAGAUAAGAAGCAGACGACAGACUCUAGCAAGCGAUCCAUGCCGAGAAAGAAGGUCGAAACACUCAGUAACGGCAAACAAUCUGACAAGCGACCAGGUCUGAAGCAAGUUUUGAAGGAAAGCAGUCAGUCUCUGUCCAAUAUCUGGAACAAGGACGCUUCUGACACGGAGCCGACUCGAAGCACAAGCAAACAACGGCCACAGUGGAAAGGACCUGGGGCGAUUGCUCCCGAACAACCUAGUAAAUUAAAGUCGCCCACCACCCGAACUCAACCGCAGCAACAACUAGCCCAACGUAACGCUCCAGUUCGACGAGGCCAGACACCAGAUCCCUUUAGCCGGCCGUCAUCACGGGCCAGCUACGUCUCAGUUCACGAACGAAGAAGGGACUCCAUAGUUUCGCUUACCGACGCCUACUCGCGAAACACCACCAGCGGCAUGCGUCCUGCCUCGCCAACCAUACUGAGAACAGACUACUCCACUCAAGAGACGAUAUCGCGAACACCCGGCGAGAUCUAUCCUGUUGGACCGGUGCCCCCGUCACCUCGUGCUAAGAGCCAUCAUCGCCGAUCGGUAUCUUAUGCCCCCAGUUUGUACAGCCUGGCAACAAACGACUCCCAAUCCUCCCUUCUAUUAGCAUCGUACUACCAGAAGAGUGCGUACAAUGCCUCCAAUGCUUUAAAUACAUUGCGAAGGGAAGGUUUUGUCGAUGGAACGUUUCCAGCGGGUCACUUGUUGCAGAACAUUACAAGAUACAUGCGAUAUUCGUCUGCAUCUUACGGCUCCCAGUUCAUGAAACUCUUGGGCAUCUCAAAGGAGCUCCCUGCUGGACGGGUUGGCGACAAGACGCACCAAGAUGUCCGUCAUUUUGUGCACCACACCGAAUCUCACGAUGGAAACAUACUCCUUGCAUCGUUUGUCGACCCGCAAGGAGGUUCUGAUGGCACCGGUUCCACGGGCACAGGAAUACCACUGGUGCACUACAUCUCGCUUGACCACGAGGCCAAGGCUGUCGUUUUGGCAUGUCGAGGAACCUUGGGAUUUGAGGACGUACUUGCCGACCUGACGUGCGACUAUGACAACUUGAUUUGGAGGGGCCGAGCAUACCGGGUGCACAAGGGGGUACAUGCUUCUGCUAGAAGACUCUUAUUCGGCGACGAUGGCCGGGUUCUUGUCACACUAAAGGAAGCAUUGAUUGAGUUUCCAGACUACGGUCUCGUGCUCUGUGGCCAUUCUCUAGGAGGAGGUGUCACGUCCCUCCUUGGUGUCAUGUUGUCAGAACCCAACCCUGACGGUCCCGGCUUCGUCAUCUCAGCUGAACCUCAUUCAAGACUCCUCACACAAGGGCUUGGUGCAGACCACAAGUUCAGCGAGGUUCGACUCCCAAAAUCACGUCGAAUUCAUGUCUACGCCUACGGACCCCCGGGCAUAAUGUCACCAUCUCUGCGCAAAAUCACACGUGGGCUCAUCACCACCGUCGUACACGGCAACGACAUCGUACCCCAUCUGUCUCUCGGGGUUCUGCACGACUUUCAAGGUCUAGCACUCGCGUUCAAGAAGGACGAGAACCAGACUAAAGCAGAGAUAAGGCGUAGGAUGUGGCUAGCCUUUCAGGGCCAUCUUUCCGAUAAAUGGUACCAAAGUACACCGGCUGCGCCAAAGGAACGCGAUGACGAGUGGGUGCUACCGAUGCUUCAGGCGUUGCGGGAUACCAUGAAGGGCAAGAAAUUAGUGCCCCCGGGAGAGGUGUUUUCGGUUGAGUCGACGAGAGUACUGAGAAGAGAUGCGUUUGUGAUGCUGGAAGAGGGCCCGAUUGGAAGGCCGGCGAGACGCGUGGUGCUCAAGUAUAUUAAGGAUGUGGAGGGGCGGUUUGGGGAGAUGCGAUUCGGGACGGGGUUAUUGACGGAUCAUAGUCCGGCGAAAUAUGAGGACGCGCUGAAUAAGCUACGGCUGGGGCUGGUUGAAUGA